CAAAAAACUGUUUACUUCCUUCUCUCUUCACAGUUAAGUAGGAACGGUUCCCGGCUCAUCCUUGAAGAAACUCUCCUUCAUUUAUCCAAACCCAAACAUCCAACAUAUCCACCUUCAAAAUGGCCAACCUUCCCCCCGUCUACAUCGUCUCUGCUGCCAGAACCCCCGUUGGUUCUUUCUUGGGUUCUUUGUCUAGCCUGAGCGCCACGCAGCUGGGUGCUCACGCCAUCAAGGCUGCUGUCGAGCGAGUCCCCCAGAUCAAGCCCGAGGAUGUCGAAGAAGUCUUCUACGGCAACGUCCUGUCCGCCAACCUCGGCCAGGCCCCCGCCCGCCAAUGCGCUCUCGGAGCUGGCCUCUCGCAGGGAGUCGCCGCCACGACCGUCAACAAGGUGUGCGCCUCGGGAAUGAAGGCCAUCAUCCUCGGUGCCCAGACUAUCCUCACUGGCAGCGCCGACAUCGUUGUCGCCGGUGGCACCGAGUCCAUGUCCAACACUCCUCACUACCUCCCCGUCCUCCGCAACGGCGCCAAGUAUGGCGACCAGACCCUCGUUGACGGUGUCCUCAAGGACGGUCUUACCGACGCCUACGGCAAGAAGGAGCACAUGGGCAUGUCCGCCGAGCUCUGCGCCAAGGAGCACGAGUUCACCCGUGAGCAGCAAGACGAGUACGCCAUCAAGACCUACCAGAAGGCCCAGGCUGCCACCGAGGCCGGUGUCUUCUCCAAGGAGAUUGCCCCUGUCGAGGUCUCCGGCGGCCGUGGCAAGCCCGCUAUCAAGGUUGACCGCGACGACGAGGUCAAGAACCUCAACAUUGACAAGCUCAAGGCCAUGCGCCCGGCUUUCAUUCCCAAUGGCGGCACUGUCACCGCCCCCAACGCCGCUCCCCUCAACGACGGCGCUGCCGCUGUUGUCCUCAUGUCUGAGGCCAAGGUGAAGGAGCUCGGCGUCACCCCUAUCGCAAAGAUCCGCGGCUGGGCCGACGCCGCCCGCGAGCCCGAGCGCUUCACCAUUGCCCCCGCGCUGGCCAUCCCUAAGGCCAUCAAGCACGCCGGACUUACUGAGAAGGACGUCGACUUCUACGAGAUCAACGAGGCGUUCUCCGUCGUCGCCCUCGCCAACAUUAAGCUCCUGAACCUCGACCCCGAGACCGUCAACGUCUUUGGUGGCUCCGUCGCCAUCGGACACCCCCUCGGCUGCUCCGGCGCUCGCAUCGUCACCACCCUUUCGACCGUCCUUCGCGAGAAGAAGGCCAAGAUUGGUGUUGCCGGUAUCUGCAACGGUGGCGGUGGUGCCUCCGCCAUUGUCAUUGAGAGCCUGCAAUAGACGGACACUCAAUCACAGCAAAACUUCAAGAUCCCCCCUCUCCCAAAAGUAGAAGUCUCGGAGCUCCGAGUUCGUACGGUCCAAAUCAAGUAAUUGGCAGGAACGUGGGGCCGUGACCCCGUCGAGCACCCACGUACACACGCGCAGAGUCAGCGGCUUUGCCGCAUGUGACGCUGGUGGUUGUGCAGACUGCAGAAGACUUGACGCACACCACUUUUUUUUUUUUUUUUUUUUUGGUCUCGCGUCAUGGUACAUGAGCCGAUGGGUGGGCUCCAAGACUACUGAAGGAAAAUUUAAAAACCUCAAAAAGACAAAAAAAGACAAAAGUAUACCAAGUUUUAGAUAUAGCGCAAUGGGCGGCCAUUGCAGAUCUUUUUACCUAAUAUCACGAAUCCGACGACCGC
This is a messenger RNA of Colletotrichum scovillei, 1726 nucleotides long. Its product is annotated as acetyl-CoA acetyltransferase. NCBI's taxonomy places the organism in Eukaryota, Fungi, Ascomycota, Sordariomycetes, Glomerellales, Glomerellaceae. The transcript is spliced from 4 exons. Gene Ontology annotation, molecular function: acetyl-CoA C-acetyltransferase activity. Gene Ontology annotation, biological process: fatty acid beta-oxidation; ergosterol biosynthetic process. Bases 120 to 1322 code for a protein of 400 amino acids. The record is from RefSeq and is a predicted model, not a curated record.